Arabis nemorensis is the source of this 780-nucleotide messenger RNA. NCBI's taxonomy places the organism in Eukaryota, Viridiplantae, Streptophyta, Magnoliopsida, Brassicales, Brassicaceae. The record is from the annotation of a GenBank genome assembly.
AUGGGCAUAAUCAAUGACAGUAGCAAAACACUAUGGGGAAACACGAGCCAUGGACCAUCACGUUACGCACUUAACGGAAAAAUCAUGCUUGCUUCCGUAAUCAUCCUCUUCUUCGCCGUAAUUCUAAUCCUCUGUUUUCACAGCUACGCAAGAUGGUUAUUCCGACGUCAAAACCGCCGUAUCCGCCGCCGUAUCAGUGCUCAUCUCCGAUCACUCUCCGCCGCUAGAGACCCUACACAAUCUUCCUCCUCCUUAUCACCUCUCGAUCCUACGGUGCUCGAGAAAAUCCCGAUCUUUGUCUACUCCGUUAAAACCCAUCAAUCUCCACCAGAGGAAUGCUCUGUUUGCUUGUCGGAGUUUGAAGAAGAAGACGAAGGACGUGUCCUUCCCAAAUGUGGACACGUGUUUCACGUUGACUGUAUCGACACGUGGUUCCGGUCGAGAUCUAGUUGUCCGCUUUGCAGAGCUCCGGUUCAAUCCGAACAGACGGUUAAAGAAUCCGGUUUAAGAAUUUCAGAACCGGUUGCUCCAUCGGUUAAACCGAUUGAGGAUACCGAAGCCGGAAGUUCGUCUUCGUCGGACGAAUCGGAAUCAUCGACGCCGUCUUCUUCCUCUGGUUCUCCGGUGAGAUUUCCGAUGGAAGCUUGUGAGAGAGAACCGAUUGAUUUAGUCGGUAUAAUCGUGGAGAUUCCCAGGGAAUCCGACGAGUCUAAUUCGGGUCUACCCGGAGAUCACGGGUCGAAUAAUCGGGUUUUAUUGAAGAGGCUAUGGAGUGUUUGA